AUGGGGUUACGUGGCGCAUCGCUGUUACAGCGGACGGCCGCGCUGGUUGCUGUGGCUAUGUUUGCCAGUAGCUUUCAGCCAUCGGAUGGUGCCAUCGUACGGUCGACAUUAAAUUGCAUCUACAACGCACCGGACUGCACCUUUGCCGAUGCUUCGGUGCGCAUCCUUGACCGGAGUCAGCUGCCCGCGUAUCAACUGACGAUGGGUGGGUAUGAUGGUGUGUCCCGUGUCGCGGUUACAUUUGCGAACAGUGUGCUGGAAUACGUCCCGGGGUCGGUGUUUGCACCGCUGCCGAAUAUUACAACCCUCCGUCUGGACGGAACACGAACGCGCAUACUGGACGAGGACGCGUUUCAAGGUUUGGCGCACAUCGAGGCGAUUACGAUUGCCGAUAAUCCGUUGGAGGUACUGCCGAAAGCGAUCUUUCGAGGUUUGCACGAGCUGGUGACGCUAAACCUCACCGGUAUCGGACUUGCUGCCGUUGCACCGGAAUGGUUCCGUGAUCUUCCACAGCUAACUACCUUAGUACUCGCCAAGAACCGUGUGCGAACGCUAGAUGCAACCGUGUUCCAGCACUGCCCACGACUCACUACACUCGACCUGUCGAACAACGCUCUCGAAAGUUUGCCUCCAACGGUGUUCGACACGCUGAGCGUGGUAGACACGAUCCAGCUGGAUGGCAACCGGUUGGAGGAGGUGCACGAGAAUUUAUUCGCCAACACUGGCCGGCUGCGGGCGCUGAAUCUUAACAACAAUUCGCUCACCUUCAUUUCGCCACUAUUGCUGCGGAACCUAAGCCAGCUGGAGGAACUAUAUCUGCGCUGGAACCGCAUCGAAGAUUUCCAGCUGCUGCUGUUCCCCUCGAUCGCACCGUUCGCGCUAGAUCUGCGAAAUAAUAAUCUCGUGUACUUCGACCGGACCAUGCUUACCGUGCUGGAAAAUCUUGAUGCCAUCUGGCUGAAUGAUAAUCGCCUUACCGGCAUCGCGCCCGAUACGUUUCACGACGCGGUCAACACGACGGCGAUAGAGCUGGACGGUAACUACCUGGAGACGUUGCCGGUGGAGCUGCUGGCGGGGCUCACACAUUUGCGGGUGUUUGCCGCAAGCGGCAACAGAAUAAAAACCGUCCCCGAGGAGCUGUUUCUCGAGAAUCUCGAGGUGAAACAGAUACGGCUUGCUGGCAACUUUAUCGAGACGCUGCCGGGGAAGUUUUUCGCGGAACUGCCCGUGCUGGAGGAGCUGUCCCUGGAGCGGAACAAUAUCGUCGAGCUGUUGGAGGACGCGUUUGUGGACUGUCCGAUGCUGCGCGUGGUACAGCUGGGCCACAAUCAGCUGGCGUCGAUUCCGGCGCGUACCUUCGCCCGACAGCAGCAAAGCCUUCGUUCGCUCGACGUCAAGGCAAACCACCUGACGGGCAUGGAGUUUGUCAAGGGCUUAAAGCAUCUGAGCCGGUUAGAUCUGGAGGGAAACAGGCUGCCGAAGCUCGAGGGGGAUACGUUCGAGGGUACGCCAAACAUAGAAGUGCUGCUGCUGGCCCACAACGCUUUGCCCCGGUUGACGAAUGAAAGUUUCGUCGGCUUGCCCAAGCUCAGCGUGCUAAAUGUGUCGCACAAUGUAAUCAAAUACAUUGAAGCCGAUACAUUCCAAGGUGCAUCACUGCUGCAGGAGCUGCAUCUCAACGAAAACGAGCUUAAAAGCUUACCGGACGGUGUGUUCGCAACGCUCGCUGCCCUCAAGACACUUUCGCUAGAAAACAACGAGCUGGAGGCAGUAGCGCCCACACUGUUCCAAAGCCUACCGUCGCUGCUGGAACUCAGCCUGUCCUAUAACCCGAUCGCUAACGUUAAUGAGCAAACGCUGCACCGUAACUUUGACCUGCAAAGUGUGGCGCUGAACGAGAUACGGUUGGAGCGGCUCGGUAAGGAUCUUCUACCACGGUCGAAGACGUUGCGAUUCCUCAGCCUGGAACGGUGCUCUAUCGCGGAGAUUGACCCGGAAGCGUAUCGGCUGUUUGGCUCAAUGUACCCGCUGGUGGUAGUUUUGCGCGGAAACGAACUAACUCAACUGCCGAAAGGGUUGUUCCGCACCGCUCGCAUGCUGACGGUAUUGGAUUUGUCGUUAAAUCAACUCACCGACUUCAACCCGGACCUGUUCACACCCGAGAACUCCCUGCAGGAGCUCUAUCUGGAGGGUAACCGGAUAGAAGAGCUGAGGGCAGGAGAGUUUCUUAAAUUCCCCACCCUGCAGGUGCUCAACUUGAGGAACAACUGGAUCUACUCGAUUCCGGACGGCGCGUUUGGGGAGUUGGAAAAUCUGAAGGUGCUAGAUCUGGGUCACAACCUGCUGACACAGCUCCCAACGGGCGUGUUUGCCGGUUUGGUCAACCUCGAGUCCGUCAGCCUCGAUGCGGUGGGCGUACACACCCUGGACAGGGAUACGUUCAUUAAUCAACCGAACCUUCAGCAUCUUUCCCUGCAGCAUAAUCAGCUGCACGAAUUGGAGACGGAUUUGUUCCGGAAAAAUGCUGCCAUAAGGCAGCUUAGCAUUGCCAACAAUUCGUUCGCCAGCUUCGAACUGCACAACUACAAGCAGCUGAACGAGUCGCUCCGUUCGCUGGACGUGUCCGAUAACCUGAUCGAAACGUUCAUCGUGACGGAGGCGCUGGUGGAACUGCGGGCGCCACGCAACAGAAUAACGAACAUCUUCUCGAUGGCCGAUGAGGAACCGACGCUGGUUAAUAUCGAUCUGUCCGCUAACCAGCUUGCCUCCAUCGAGUAUAUGGGCAAUUUUAAGCAUCUGGAAUCGUUGGACGUCUCCAACAAUCCGCUGGAAGAGUUGGAUUUCACACAUCUGGGAGCGUUCUUCAACCUGACCCAUUUCAACGCCUCCUCCUUGAGCGUGCCAUCGAUGGAGCUGCAAACGCACGGUAUGCUGCUACCGACGUUAACCAGCCUGGACUUGUCGAACAACGGCAUUGGCGCGGUGUCGGCUGAGUUUUUGAACAGUUUCCCCCGGCUGACAAAACUCUACCUGCAGGACAAUCCACUGCACGGGCUGAAUUAUUCGUUCUUCUUCGAAACUCUGCCAUCGCUGACUUUGCUUGGGUUGGAUCCGUAA
Anopheles moucheti is the source of this 3117-nucleotide messenger RNA. Its product is annotated as protein artichoke-like. NCBI's taxonomy places the organism in Eukaryota, Metazoa, Arthropoda, Insecta, Diptera, Culicidae. Gene Ontology annotation, cellular component: extracellular matrix. The transcript is spliced from 2 exons. The record is from RefSeq and is a predicted model, not a curated record. Gene Ontology annotation, molecular function: protein binding. Bases 1 to 3117 code for a protein of 1038 amino acids.